GUCGGCCAAGAAGGACUCCCGCGUCCGAGUCCCCGGCAGGUUCUUGGAGGCCGCCGAGAACUUCAAAGAUGACUGACUCAGAAAAACCUCAGACCAGUGUUGCUGGCUGCUUCAAUCUGAAACAUGAAGAAGUAGCUUCUGCGUCACUAAAUGAGGUGGGAGCCCUGGGCCCAGAAAGCUUCGGUAGUGUUGAAGACCGGAAGCAGGCAAAGAUACCUGAGCAGCCCACACCCCCCAUUCAGCAGGAGCCUGAGCCCAUCAGCAGCGUGCUCCAGGGAGACGACAUUCUUGCCUUGGCCAUAAAGAAAGAGGACUUGAAGAAACAACACAUUCCUCGCCUUUCUGAAGACAGCCCUGCCAUCAUCCAGAAAUUUUUCAUCCGGAAGCUCAAACCCAAGGAUUCUCAGAGGAAGAUCUGCCACUUAGUAGCCCAUCCUGUGAACCCAGAUGUGGCCACAAAGCCCCUGGCCUACUUGGGUCCCGGUGACAGCUUCGAUGGACGUGACCAGAUCCUGCCUCACCACAUCUUGGGAACUCUCCAGGACUUUAAGAGAAUUGCAGUUGCUCGAGGGAACACCCAGCUGGCCGAGCUGAUCCGAACCCCACCCUGCCUCAUGACCCUCAUCUCAGCUAGAGAAGAACCAACACCAAAGGCCCCAAAGGAGAAGAAGAGGCAUCCCCGGGCCCCACCGCCUCAGCACAACUUUCUGAAACACUGGCAGUGGCACGUGGCCCUGCGGAAGAAGCAGCAGAAAGCCCUCAGUGAGCACCUGAAGAAGCCAAUCAACGAGCUGCUGAUGCACUCGGGUGAGACCUACAGACAGAUCCAGGAGGAGAGGGAACUCAUCGACCGCUUGCUGCCAACCGGGCAUGAUGGCAAAGACUACAAGAAGACCAGUGCAUUCUGGAGUCCCCUGGAAUACUUGGGAGGGGAGAUGACGGGUUUGGUCAUUACCAAGACAAAAACUCAGCGUGGAUUCAUGGAACCCAUCACCUGCAUCAGGAAGCCGCGCUCGAUCCAGGCGGAAACCGGAUUAUCUGCACCGAAGGACGCUUCGUUCCACCGUGCCUGGGACCGGAGUCUCUUUCUGAACUACCGGCGCAGGGAGCUGCAGAACCUGAUGGCCGAGCUCGAUUUUAGCCAGAGGGAUGUCGAUGGCUUGGAGGUGGUGGGCCGAAGGCAGCCCUUCUCGUCCGUCACAGUGGAGGACAUCGGCCUGUUUGGAAAGAGCCAAGCGAGUGCCUCGGAAGACACAGCUUGCCAGCAAGUGGAGGGACAGCGGCCAGACAAUGUGGCUUCCCCAGGCGCCCACGGAGACUUCUGGGCUGGUCACAGUGAUGCAGCCCCCAUGUCUAUUCUCGGUCCUUCUCUGCUAUUCUGCGGGAAGCCCGCUUGCUGGAUCAGAGGCCGCAACCCGCAGGACAAGAGCCAGGUCGGAAUCGGGGUGCGCUUGACCUUUGAAACCCUUGAAGGGGAGAAGACGUCCUCAGAACUGACCACAGUCAACAACGGCACGGUGGCCAUUUGGUAUGACUGGCGGCGGUGGCCUCAGCCCGACUCUUUCCAGGACUUAAAAAGAAGCAGGAUGCAGCGGUUCUAUUUCAACAACCGGGAAGGUGUGAUUCUGCCUGGAGAAACAAAAACCUUCACCUUCUUCUUCAAAUCUUUGAAUGCCGGGAUCUUUAGGGAGUCUUGGGAGUUCCGGACCCACCCCACUGUCCUGGGCGGUGCCCUCCUGCUGGUCACCCUGCAGGCAGUGUCCCUGACCCAGGACAUUUUCAGGGAUGAGAGGAAGUUGCUGGAGAGCAAGCUGGCUGCCCAUGAGUCGGUCAUCAUCGUGCACACUGUGCUGCAGGAACUGCUGAGGGGGAUCCUGACCCCGGAGCGCACGCCGUCCCCUGUGGACACCUAUGUGACAGAGGAGGACUUGUUCCACCGCGGGAACCCUGAGCUGCAUUACCAGCACCAGCUGGUGCAAGGCCUGCACCGGCUGUGGCACCAGUACAUGGUCCCGCCCCUCAAGGACAGAGAGCCCUGGCUCAGCCAGGAGGAGCCCCUGAGCUCCAGGAUCCAGGCAGCCUCUCUGGAGAAGGCCCCAGGGAAUCCUGAGCACUUUAGGAGUCCAGUCCCCGAGCUCCAGCUGCACUGGCCGGAGAGCAAGGCCCUCGGGGACCCCCGAGACCCCCUCCUGUCCCAGAAGUCUGCAGCAGGGACCAAGAAUUCCCCGAGCAAGCGCAUCACGGAGGAGAUCCUGAUGGAGGAGAUCCAAGACUGGGAGAGCUCCAGGAGCUGCUUGGAGCCUGAAGGCUUCUCCCUGCCCCAGUGGAACCUCUGCCUGGGGGACUUCAGAAAGGCCGUGAUGACUCUCCCCGAGGAGCACGAGAGAGAGGACGUGCUCAUCAGGCUCAACAGGGCAGCCCUGGAGCUGUGCCCAGAGCAGAGGCCGCUGCAGCCUGACCUCCUGUACCAGCUGUGUUUGCAGCUGUGGCGAGAUGUGAUCGACAGCCUGGUGUGCCACUCCGUGUGGCUGAGGAUGCUGCUGGGCCUCCCGGAGAAGGAGACCAUCUAUGUGUUCAUCCCAGAAGAGCAAGAUCAGAAAUCUCUUCCCACCAUGGAAAUGAAAGUGACAGCUGGGAGAGUUGGGAAGGAGGAGCGGAAAGGAGCACCCCAGGAAAAGAAGCAAGGGGGAGUCAGAGACAAAGAGGACAAAAAAGGAAGCAAGACACCCGUGAAAGAGGAACGUGUGAACAGCAAGAAGCAGAAGGCGAAGGAGGACAAGAAAGUCAUAAAGUCUACAAGUCAUGACAGGCUUUCCUCGGAAGACCCCACGCCUGAAAGCGCCAUGGCAUCUCAGGAGCCCACAGACCCUCUGGUCAUGGAGAAAUACAUGCAGCAGCUGCACACUGAGGUCUACAGGUUGCUGGACACCCUGGUGAUGAACCUGAUGGUGUUGGCUGAUGAGCUCAGCCCCAUGAAGGAUGUUGAGGAACAGCUGCAUGUCUAGCUGCCUCGGACCAAGCGACCCCCUGGGUAACAAAGAUGACAAUAAAGAGCCAUUAGAUUUCUAGUACGUGUGUUGAGCCUGUGUCUUAGGUGCUGGAUGUCCACAGGCUCAGUCACUGCCCAGGUCCUCCCAGUGCCUGGAGCCAUCCCCACCUGGGGAGGUGAUGGGAGAAGGACCAGGAGAAGAGCGAGUUGGUGGCAGGACAAGGAACCCAAUCGGUGACAGGGCAGAUAGCCGUGCCCUCAAAGUCCCUGCUCUGGUCUGCCUUGGCCCCCACCUCUAGGGUGAUGCUUUCCGGAGCUGGGUUCUCCCCAGUGUCACCACCAAGUAUGACAGCAUGAGCCCGGGAGGGAACUGGAACCCAUGGGACCUGGAUCCCCACACGCCUCCACCUCCGCUGGCUCCAGGGCCACCCUAGUCCCCAGAUGCCAGGCCCCUUGUCCUGUCUUCGGUGGAGGCUAUUUUCAGCUCUAGUCUGUGGUAUCUCCUUCCUCAUGUCAAAUCAUCAGCCCCUGAGCCAUUUGUCUGCCUUAAGAGCCAAGCAUGGUGGCGCAUGUC
Heterocephalus glaber (naked mole-rat) is the source of this 3563-nucleotide messenger RNA. RefSeq names its product MYCBP associated protein (gene Mycbpap). The record is from RefSeq and is a predicted model, not a curated record. Lineage: Eukaryota; Metazoa; Chordata; Mammalia; Rodentia; Bathyergidae.